Molecule: messenger RNA, 2265 nt
Organism: Corythoichthys intestinalis (scribbled pipefish)
Lineage: Eukaryota; Metazoa; Chordata; Actinopteri; Syngnathiformes; Syngnathidae
Product: kunitz-type protease inhibitor 1-like
Exons: 10
Coding region: 490-1953 (487 amino acids)
Biological process (GO): epithelium development; extracellular matrix organization; epidermis development
Cellular component (GO): plasma membrane
Molecular function (GO): serine-type endopeptidase inhibitor activity; protein binding
Source: RefSeq, a predicted model, not a curated record
UAUUUAAUAUGAUCAAACUGCGCAUUCCAGAAGAAUUUCCCGCGAGGUACAAUUUUUCUAUUUCUAUAAAGAGAUUCCCUUUAUGUUUGUUUGAACUUUUUUUGUUUUUUUUUUUGCCUAAAAGAUCUAUAUCAUUUAAGUAAGGGACAGAUUUCUCAUUCUUUCAUUAAUUCUAAUAUUCCACUGGGGAUAGAGUUAAUCACAUAGGUCUUCAUUUGAAAUUCAUAUAUAGGAAAAUCGAUUACGUGCAAUGAGAUUUUUCGGCCACUAAGGAUUGAACUGCUCCACUUGCCUCCCCUCAAUCGCCACUCCUUUGUUUUCUCUGUCACAAAUUGAAUGAGGGGGGAAAAAAAAAAAAAAAAGGGCGCGACCAGUGGUGCGGUGGUGAAUCACCUGCGUGACGUCAGCAAGGCGGGCGGGGCGCGGCUCCUUUCUCUUCCUGUUUUCAAACGCACGCAGGUGACAAAAAGCUGAGAUUUUUCGCAGAACAUGUCGCCGCGCAUCUUCUUCCUCCUCCUCUUCUCGCUCCUGGCUCGUCCCCGCGCCGGGGACGCGGACAGUUACCGGUCCGGCCGGCAAGACUUCGCCGUGGACCUGGAGGACGCGGUCCAGGCAGGCGCGGCCCUGUUGGACGUCGUGCAAGAGAGCGACUGCCGGGCUGCAUGCGGCGCGCUCCCGCGAUGCGACGUCGCGCAGACGGACGGCAACCUGACGUGCGCGCUCAUCGACUGCGAGCACAGGGGCAGGUUCGUGUGCCGCUUCCUCCGCAGACCCCAGUUCCGAAUUGACGUCCGGGAGGAACAGUAUCGGAAGUAUUUGGAAGGACCGCCGGAAAAAGACGAGCCGGCGCCGCCCAUCGCCGUGCCGGGUCGGGACCAGGUGGUGCGACCCGGAGCCACGGUGACGCUCAACGGUAUCCAGAGUUUGGCACUCGGCGACGCCUCUAUCACUGACUACAAUUGGACGCUACAAAGCGGGAACGCCAACGUCGUCAUGGAGAAGACGCCGCUGUCCGACCAGGUGCUACUGUCAAACCUGGAGGCAGGACGGUACCUCUUCCGCCUCACCGUCACUGACUCCAACAGGCGUUCACAUGCCGCUGACGUCCAAGUUCUGGUCCUGGACGGCCACGAGUCCGCACGUUACUGCUUGUCCGAGGCCAAGACUGGGCCCUGCCGCGCCGCCUUCCCGCGCUGGCAUUACGACGCCGACUUGCAGCGAUGUAGGCAAUUCGUCUUCGGAGGAUGUAAAGGAAAUCUCAACAACUUCCUGUCAGAGAAGGAGUGCGAGCGGGCCUGCGACGGAGUCACGCCGAUAUCGUCGGAACUCCAGCGCGUCGCCCUUCCAGCAGGCAAGGUGUGCGGCUUUGCUUGCGGUGCCAGUCAGCUGAGUUGCGACGGCGACUGCUGCCUGGACAGAAGUCUGGAAUGCGACGGCGUGGCGCAGUGUGCCGACCGCACCGAUGAGGAGCACUGCACUAGACUCAAUCGGACCUUCUCCCGUCUUCUGGAUCUGGAUGUCGACCAGAGAAAAGCCCGCUGUGCCGAGCCCCCCCAGACGGGCCCUUGCCGGGCAAGCCACGCGCGCUGGUACUACGACCCGCUCGAGACGCGUUGCCGGCGCUUCACGUACGGCGGCUGCUACGGGAACGACAACAACUUUGCCGAGGAGACGCAAUGCGACGCCGCCUGCCACGGCGUCACGGAGCGGGAUGUGUUCGCCCGAGGGCCCUUCGAACGCUUCGAGGAGAGACGAGACGAGGAAAGCGGCUCGGGAACGGCGGCGGUGGCGGUGAUUCUGGCCGUGGCCAUCGCGGCCGCCCUCGCCGUUCUGGGCUACUGCUUUCUGAAGAACCGGAAGAAGAAGCGCGAGGCGGCCGAAGCCCGAGCGGCCCGCCAGGUCACGUCGGAACAGGAUACCUUGGUGUACAACAGUACCACCAAACCUUUAUGAGACCCGUAGGACCUUUUCUUGCAUUUUGUUUUUGAAAAUAAAGUUUCCUUUUCCUCCACCGAAAACUGCUGGCUCGCCGCCGUCCCAGGAAAAACCCGAUCCGCGUCGGCCGAACUUUCAACCGUGUCUGCUCGCGGAUCCGGAUAGCUGCCAAAAUGUCACUUUGUAGUCAUUGUGAUUUUACUGUGCUCGAGCCAAGAUCAGAAAAAUCCAAUCAUAGCCAUCAAACAUUUGAAUUUGUCCUGAUGCCAAAAAUUGAUAUCUGUACUGUUUUCCCCCUAUUACAUUUCAAGCAAAAAUAAAUCUGAAACA